GUCACUGGUAUAACUUCAGAGAAUGAUUUAAGCCCAUUUCCACCCGGAUAAUGAAAACUUGGUUUUUGAUUCUUGGCUGGUCUCUUUCCAUUCUGAUCAUGACUGGAAAUGGAUUUAUUAUCUGCCUUGUUUGCAACAAACGGCGACUUCGAACUAAAACCAAUGCGUUUAUUGUUUCACUCGCAGUGGCUGACUUCUGUGUUGGGAUGAGCGCUUUUCCAUUACUGUAUGUCUGUAACAAAGCAAAUAUGUGCAACCAUCUACAUAUACUUGUGUCUAUUGUGAGGAAUUUCUUCGCAUAUGCGUCUGUGACAAACCUGUGCAGUUUAGUCCUGGAUCGCUACAUCGCUGUUGUAAAACCUCUAAAGUACUUGGCAUUUAUGUCGCGUCGCCGAGUCAUUCAAAUGGUUCUUUUUUCCUGGGCGAUUCCAGCUGCAAUUAUAACAAUUUACACGUUAGAGAUUUUUUUGUUUAAAGUGUUGUUGUUUUUUCGCAUUUUGAUGUGGCUGAUUACUAUAUUUUUCGAGUUCCUUCCAAGUGCGAUGUUAAUAUUUUUCUUUGUAUCGAUGUUACGUGUUGUUAUUAAACAAAAGCGCACCGCUCGUUCAUUGAAAAGACAAUUAAGUUUUAACCAUCGAGUUUCCUUUAAAACUCAAGAAAAGUCUUCCAUCGUAAUGAUGGCUAUUGUAAUUUCCGUAUUUCUUGUUUGCUACGGGUUUUAUCUGCGAUGCAGUAUCCUCGUGAUUUUCAGCGAUCGGUAUAAAUUUUGUCCUGAUCUGGAGUAUAAAAUCUCUUUGUUAAUGUUAAACUCUGCUAUUAAUCCUUUGGCGUACUCCUUCUUCAAGAGAGAUAUAAACAAAGAGAUUAGAAGAAGUGUUUUCUGCUACUCUGCAUAGAAAUGAAGCUUCGCGUGAGGCUUUUCGAUGUGAAAUAAAGACUUACGGGAAA
Molecule: messenger RNA, 948 nt
Organism: Pocillopora verrucosa
Lineage: Eukaryota; Metazoa; Cnidaria; Anthozoa; Scleractinia; Pocilloporidae
Product: octopamine receptor beta-2R-like
Biological process (GO): G protein-coupled receptor signaling pathway
Cellular component (GO): plasma membrane
Molecular function (GO): G protein-coupled receptor activity
Source: RefSeq, a predicted model, not a curated record